Molecule: messenger RNA, 2653 nt
Organism: Hippoglossus stenolepis (Pacific halibut)
Lineage: Eukaryota; Metazoa; Chordata; Actinopteri; Pleuronectiformes; Pleuronectidae
Gene: cdh27
Product: cadherin 27
Exons: 17
Coding region: 120-2618 (832 amino acids)
Biological process (GO): multicellular organism development; adherens junction organization; homophilic cell-cell adhesion
Cellular component (GO): adherens junction; catenin complex; plasma membrane
Molecular function (GO): cadherin binding; calcium ion binding
Source: RefSeq, a predicted model, not a curated record
CACGCACACGCACACGCACACGCACACGCACACGCACACGGGGCAGGGACUCAUCCUUCUUAACUCGGGUGUCGGAGUCAGUCUUCACACUCUGGAGCUGGAUGUACUGAACAAGCAUCAUGCUCUGCUUCCUCCUCCUGGUUUAUUAUUUGUCAAGUUCAACAUGUUCAGAGCUGCUGAGACGUCACAGGAGGAAUUGGAUAAUUGACUCCUACAGUAUUGAGGAGGAGCAUAAAGGACCUUUCCCGUACGAGCUGGGCAAGAUAGAUAUCGACCGGGACUAUGUAAUCUACUUUAAUCUGAAUGGACAUGGAGUGGAUAAGGAGCCAAAGGGAGUCCUCUCCAUUAAUUCAACGUCCGGCACCAUAUGGGUCCACAAAGCCGUGGACUACGAGGCCCGUCCCCAACUUGAGUUGAAAUUUCAGGCCAGAAGGGCAGAUUCAACAAUUGACACUAGAUUAGGAGUUGAGAUUUCCAUACUGGACAUCAAUGACAACCCACCAAGGUUUGACAAAGAUCAGUUUGAUAUCAGUGUUCCUGAGGAUCUAGCACAAGGCUACCUUGGCAUGACUAUGGUGGCCUCUGACAAAGACAAGAGUGGAACACCUAACUCCACCUUCCACUAUGAAAUCAAAUCUGUGUCUCCAAAACCUGCGGACUCUGAAUUCUUCAUUGAGAAAACUGGAAGCAUUACAUUCAAAGGAUGUCUGGACCAUGAGGCCUCUAAAAAGAUCAGUAUAGUGAUUGAGGUCAAAGAUCACGGUGAAGUCGUCAGCUUGUCCAGUUCAGCCACUGUUGUCAUUCAUGUCCAGGACAGCAACGACCACCUCCCAACCAUCAGCGGACAAACGGGCCCAGAUAAAGUGAAGGAGGAGACAAAGGGGUCUUCUCCUCUGCGGCUGCAUGUGACAGACCAGGACACUCGGAACAGCCCAGCAUGGAGAGCCAGGUUUACCAUACAUGGUGAUGAGGGAGGGCACUUCAAGAUUGAAACAGAUCCAGUCACCAAUGAUGGAAUCCUGACUGUUGUCAAACCUUUAGACUUCGAGAAGGGAGCUCAGAGGGAACUGUCCAUCUCUGUGGAAAACGAGAUACCGUAUUUCUUCUGCAAAGUGAAGGAGAGGACGUCCUCCGGUCCCUGGACAGUUGAAUCCAGUAAAGGGGACCAUGCUAGUGCAGCUCAACCUCACACAGUAAACGUCACCAUCGAAGUGGAGGAUGUCAAUGACCCCCCAAAGUUCAGGGAGAGUGUGAAAAAGACUGUGGUGAAGGAGAACGCCCCCACCGGGACCUGGUUAGGGAACGUCACUGCUGUUGAUAAGGACUCCAGUCACACAAAUACAUUUGUGUACAAGGUGGGACAUGAUCCUGCUGACUGGGUGACAGUGGAUCCCCACACAGGCAACAUCACAACAGUCAAACGUCCGGACAGAGAAUCUCCUUUUGUUGUUAAUGGUGUCUACACUGUCAUACUGCAUGCAGUGGAUAACGGAGAGCCACCUCUUACAGGCACAUGUACACUGCAAAUCUAUGUGAUUGACCAGAACGACAACGCGCCACAGCCAGAAGUGCAACACUUCGAUGUGUGUAUGUCUAACAUGUCCACCACCGCCAACAUCACAGCCUCUGACCUGGAUGGAGAUCCCUUCGGGGGGCCUUUCACAUUUGAACUGCUGGGGGAUGUCAAAGGGAAAUGGAAACUCAGGCCCUCAUAUGGUUACACUGCUGGUCUGGUGAAGGAGCCUGGUUUGUAUGCCGGACAACACACGAUCGAUCUGAAGAUCACUGACAUGCAGGGCGAAUUUGGCGUCUACAACCUCAGCGUGACCGUGUGCGACUGCUCUCUGUCGGCCAACUGCCGAACCCAGCGAAAAACUGCGGCAAAAGCCGCCUUUGGUGCUAUAGGCAUAGUGUUUGCCUCUCUGCUUGCACUUCUCUUCUCCAUCCCACUGACAGUUGUGAUGCUGAUGGCAAUCAUCUGCUCUCACAAGAAAGAGUUCACCGUUCUUGAGAUGGAAUCAGCUGGAAAUACCCUCCUCAAAUCAAACACUGAGAAGCCCGGCACAGAUUGCAAGGUUUAUGACAACGUCCUGGCAGUGUUCAAGAAACACCAAGCUCAAUCUAACUGGCAAACGCUGAAUGAUGGGAUGCAUCGUACGAAUGUUGCACCAGAAAAACAAAGCUACGUGAAUGGACAGAUUCCAAAAGUGGAUUACACAAGAGUAUACCAGUCCCACCCCCACAUGGACGGUAACCAAAUGAUCGGGAACUAUGGUACAACCAAAGGCCACCGCAGCUCCCACCAGCCUAAGGAGAUGGGCACAAUGAAUUCCCUCUCCAUAAGAAAACCAAGCUUUCCCCUGGAUGAGACAAUUCUCAACCUGCUUCAUCAGAAGCUCACCACUCUCCAGGAGACAGAGGGCAACCGGCCAGACGCUCUGUCUCACCUGUACGCAGAAGAGGGCAAUGACGACGACGAUCAGGAAGAGCUGGACAAAAUCAGCAUUCCUGACGAUGAGUCAUUCGAGAAAACGCUGCAAAACUUAGACCCCAAGUUUAACAAACUUGCCUCCAUUUGCAAACCACAAGAUAUACUUAACAGAGAAUGUGCUUUUUAAUCAGUUAGCUACUUCCAUUAGGUGAACAGGGGAAC